This is a messenger RNA of Hippocampus zosterae (dwarf seahorse), 2845 nucleotides long. RefSeq names its product zinc finger protein 189-like. The transcript is spliced from 7 exons. Gene Ontology annotation, molecular function: RNA polymerase II cis-regulatory region sequence-specific DNA binding; DNA-binding transcription factor activity. The coding region runs from base 727 to 2781 and encodes 684 amino acids. Gene Ontology annotation, biological process: regulation of transcription by RNA polymerase II. The record is from RefSeq and is a predicted model, not a curated record. NCBI's taxonomy places the organism in Eukaryota, Metazoa, Chordata, Actinopteri, Syngnathiformes, Syngnathidae.
GGCAUCGGUAAUGUUUGUUUUUACUUUGUUCAUGUGUGGCACGGCUUUAAACAUUCCGUUUUACUUCACAAACGACUUUUUAAAAUCAUUAUCCAAAUUUAUCCAUGGUUUGCCUCACGGUGCAUUCGUUUGACUGUUUUGCUAUGUUCUUCUUUUUCUGUUUUUAUAUUUACAUUACUUGAUAUCUAAGUAAAAUGUUGAUGCGCUCUCGUUUUUGUUAAUUUUCAGUACAGAUGAUUUAAAACCGUCCGCUUAAAGCGAUAGAAAAAUGCAUAUUAGACAGGGGGGAAAAAGCAUCGCAAUCAUCGCCCAAUAAAAACAUUUGUUGUUGAUUCAAUAUCGUGACUGCUGUUCAUUUGGAAUUUGUCCUUUUUUUCCUUGAGUGGAGAAGAUGAAUGAAGUGAAAAUGGAAGAGCAACCAGAAGAAGAAAAGCUUGCAAAUUUGCUGGCUGAAGGUAUUAUUAACUACGUUUUGUUGUGCUGCUGGAAUGUGGAGUUGCACCCCAAAAAAAAUAAUUAGCUCCCCAAGUACCACUGUAAGUCCCAACGAUAAAAUACAGUUGCUUAGCACCCCUAAAUGUUCAUCACAAACAAGACAAGUGAUAUUCUGAAAGUUGUAAUCUUGAGAUCUUGAAUAUGGAUUUGCUUUUCCAAGAAUGAAUCCCAAAUUUCAUAUCAAUAAAGUGCAAAUGUCAGUCUGUCCAUCCAUUUUCAAUCCCGCAUCCCAUGUUCAGGGUUGUGGGGUUUUGGCGCCUACGACACGCUGAAGUGGUUGCCAGAUUCUUUUGCAUACCAAUAAAGGGAGCCUGCAACGUCUCGGUGCCGAUGGCGGGGCCUCCCAAGCGGCGGCACCACUGCACGCUGUGCGAGCGCGACUUCUCGUGCCCGUCGCGCCUCUCCGACCACAUCGCGGCGCACUUUGGCGAGAAGCCGCACGCCUGCGGCGUGUGCGGCAAGCGCUUCAGCAAGAAGAUCAACGUCAAGGUUCACCAGAGGGUGCACACGGGCGAGAAGCCCUACGCCUGUCAGGACUGCGGCGCCCGCUACGCCCAAUUGGGCUGCCUGCGACGCCACCGCCUGCGCCACGCCCCGCAGAAGCAGCACACGUGCGACGAGUGCGGCCGCGGCUUCCUGCAGCGACGAUACCUUCUGCAGCACCAGCGCGUGCACACGGGCGAGCGCCCGUACGCCUGCGCGCUUUGCCCCAAGCGCUUCGCCUCUACCGCAGGCCGCUCGGAGCACCAGCGCACGCACUCGGGCGACGCCUACACCUGCGCCGUGUGCCGCAAGGUCUUCACCACGCCGUCGGCCUUCCGCGACCACGCCACGCUGCACACCGGCCGCAAGCCGCACCCUUGCUCUGUGUGCAGCAAGAGCUUCAACCGGCCGGGCCUGCUUCGCAAGCAUCUGCAGAAACAUCUGGAAGACGCCGUGGACGACGAACAAGACGGUGAGGAAGAGGAGCACUCGCAGGAUGGGUCUUCAUUGCCAGCAGAGCGGUCGGCGCGCCUGAAGAAGAAGACGAAGAAGAAGAAGGUCCACGAGUGCGAGCUGUGCGGCCGCGUCUUCUCCAGGCCGUACAAGCUGAAGGAGCACCUGGAGGUCCACGCGGCCACGCGGCUGCACGGCUGCUCGGUGUGCGGCAAAAGCUUCGCCAACGCCACCAACCUGAAGGCCCACGAGAAGAUCCACACUGCCGAGCGGCCGCACCGCUGCCACAUUUGCGCCAAAUGCUUCCUCAGGCCCUACGAGCUGCGCAAGCACAUCAAGACGCACGAGCGCCAGGACCUCUUGGACCUCCCUGCCGUACCUGUGCCAGCACUGACGACGACGACGACAUCGAUUCCUGCCAACAGCACCAAUAUGGAAGACGGAGUCAUGCAACCUCUGAAGGAGGAGGCUUUUCCCAAAGAGGAGCAGCUUCCCGGUAACCACGGCAACCAGGAUGCCAAGAAGGAAGAGCAGCGGGAGGAGGAAACGGUGAACGGUCUCAUCAACUCUGACGGUGAAGAAGAAGCCUGGAGCCCCGCCCUCAUACAAUCGGACGGCACCACAAUGGCGACGACGAGGACGAGAACGAGGGCGGCAGCAGCAGCGCGGUGCUCCAACGAGGACAAACGCGGCUACGUGUGCCCGGUGUGCGGCCGCGACUGCUUCAAGGCGUCGGCGCUGCAGAAGCACCUGCGCAUCCACUCGGGCGAGCGGCCCUUCCAGUGCGCCACCUGCAAGAAGACCUUCACGCAGCAGGUGCAUCUCAAGGAGCACCGGCGCAUCCACACGGGCGAGAAGCCCUACGCCUGCACGCUCUGCACCAAGACUUUCACCUUCUCCAGCGCGCUGCGCCGCCACCAGCGGCUGCACGGCGACGCGCGGCCCUUCGCCUGCCACAUCUGCGCCAAGACCUUCAAGCAGGCCACCUCGCUCAAGAGCCACAUGCUGGUGCACUCGGACGUGCGCCACCACUGCCCCGUAUGCCACAAGGCCUUCAGCCGGCCGCUCGAACUCAGCUACCACGUGGAUGUGCACGACGCCAGCCGACCCUACUUCUGCCGCACCUGCCGCAAGAACUUCAGCGGGGCGCGGGCCUUCCGCAAGCACGUUAAAAGGCACCAGGCGAAGGAAGCCGCUGCUGCGCAAGCCGCCACCGCCGCAGCUACAGCUGCUGAGGAUACUGCCGCCACGGCAACCGCUGCCGAGGGUGACGACCCCACAUCAGCAGCCGCCGAGGAUGCCGCCAUCACCGGCGAGGAGACGAGCCAAAGUGCCGAAAAGUGCGACUGACGCGCUGGGCGCCUCAAAAAUCAACAUUUCUUAUCUUCAAUUAAAAAUUAUCAGCAUAACAGCA